This is a messenger RNA of Lobosporangium transversale, 3578 nucleotides long. RefSeq lists its product as hypothetical. Bases 246 to 3362 code for a protein of 1038 amino acids. Gene Ontology annotation, molecular function: protein binding. The record is from RefSeq and is a predicted model, not a curated record. Lineage: Eukaryota; Fungi; Mortierellomycota; Mortierellomycetes; Mortierellales; Mortierellaceae. The transcript has 4 exons.
CUAUAUAUAUUUGAAGGUUGUCAAGCAUUAACCAACAACUUUGUUAUUCUUGGGCACUACCUUAGUCUAAAAACGCAAGACCAUGUAUCUCAUUUAAAUUUCGUCAAGAGAUCCUUGAUAUUCGCCCUAAUCCAUCACCAGAUAAGAAUGGACUUGCUGCAGUCUUGCUCGCGGAUCGAACAAUUGAGCUGAUUAACACUGAUGGGGCACCGACAGUCGUCCUCAAAGCUAAAAAAUAUACAGCUAUGGCUUGGUCUGCAAAAGGCAAGCAAAUCAUGUGUGGAACAGACACCGGUGUCCUUCAGCAGAUCGAUCCUGAAGGUGUCGUAAAAAAGGAGCAUCAGCCUAAUCCUGAAAAUGAAGGCAAAAUGGUUGUUGGAAUCAACUGGAUCGAAACAGCAGUGUUCAUCGCUGUUUACUGCGUACCGCCAGCUGAUGAUAACGAUACACCUGAAUACGAUGUUUGCGUCAUUUCAAAGGAGGUCCCAUCCAGUCCAAAAUACCAAACAUUCGGUGACAUUUGUUUCGCAAUGCCACAAGAGGGUGCAGGCUCGGUAUAUUUUAUGACACCCUCUAUCAAAUCAUGGGGAGGUGAAUUUAAAGAACUUAUUACUGUAGCAUCCUCGCCAUCGAUGGACGUUGUAGGGAUCGGGAGAGGAAGUGAUGGAGACUGGAAGAAAUGGGAUCUCGAUGAUACAAAGCGCGCUACUGUCCCUGGGUUUGACAGCAUCUGCCUAGGCCUUGGCUUAGACUUGACAUCUACAGCAGCGUUAGAACCUUUGGAGGAAGAUGGACCGGCUGUUCAACCAUGCCCAAUCAUUUACAUUUACACCCAUCUAGGCGCACUCGCAGCUUUCCAUAUUCUUAAUUUACAAGCAGCGAAAACAGGAGCGGGCUGUCCUGCCAUGGUAAAACCGGCUGAUCUUCCAGAAUCAGCCCCUAAACCUAAAGCGAGCCCAAGCGCUACUAAAGCUACAGUCGCUGCCCCUAUCGCCGCUACAAAAGCUACAGCCGCUAUACCUACAGCCGCUGCACCUACCGCUUCAGCUGGUGCGUUUGGAUCAAUAUCAAAGACACCAGUGUCUCCCUUCGCAACUACGGCAGCUACAGGAUCGCCACUUAGUAAAUCCACUAUCGCAACGCCACCCUUGCAGCAACUUAAACCAGCAGGAUUGCAAAAAAUGAACUUUGGCGCUCCAUCACCGCUUUCCAACCCUCCAACCACCUCUUUCGCCCCUAAUCCUGCUGUAACCCCAAACCCAUCAUUUCAACAGGCCAAACCAGCUGCAUCCACCACAACCUCUGUCAGGCCUAGCCCAUCUCUACAACAAAACAAGGCUCCAGCCCCGAAGCAGCCAGGCAUAAUGCAAAAGUUGCUACAAGAAGAUAAACCCCUCAAAAUCAUCCGCAAGAAGAGCCAAUCAGAAGAAUCGUCUGCACCAGCCCCCAAAGUCAGUGCGGCCAUGGAUGCCUUAUCCCGACAACUGGAGAAUACAUACCUUGCUAUGACAGAGGAGCUCAGGACUCUGAGCAGCCACGUGAAGGAGACGGAGGAGCUUAUCAAGGCCCGUGAACUUGUUUUUGAAGAGCUGGAUCAAUUUAUGAGGGUCACAACCAAGCGUAUUAAGGCAGCUAGUGAUGCAAAAGCGUUGGCAGAAUCAGUUUACAAGGAUUUUGUCCAGUUGAGAGCAGACCUCAUUAAAGCGACUACGAAAAAGGAUGAAAUUGGACGAUUGUUGAGGGCACGACAGGAUCCCAACUUGCAUGACAUGCUCCAAUACAACGAGCUGAAUCCAGCUCAGCUCAGUCAACAGGCGAGGAUGAAGGCAUCAUUUGAGGUUGUCGACAAGCGUCUUGUAGAACUGGAAGACUACGUGGAAACGUUGAGUUUGAAGGCCACUAGAUUACGUCAGGGCCAUGACUUUGAAGGACCUACUCUGGAUAGUAUUCGCCGUGCUAUAUGGAAUAUCAGUCAUACUCUUCUCCAACGACAGGAUGAUUUAGACCAACUCUCUCGUGCUCUGGAUGAUUUUUCGAUCUCAGGGUCCCUGAAUCCAACAAGGGAUCGUAGUAAGAAGGUAUCCGUCAAAGAAUCAGCAACACCAAAUCCUCGAGCAAGUCUGCGUGGAUCAGUAGCGCUCUCUUCAAUGGUUGAUCAACGACCAAUAACCAAAAUAAAGAAUGAAAUGGCACAAGCCUUGAAGCGUGUGCUCACGCGUGAUGCACGUGUUAAGCCAAUUUUUACUAGCCUAUCUCAGAACGGUCCUGGAGGAACACUGUCUAUGAUUCCUAGAACACAAGCUCCAGAAUUCAUACCAGCUCCUGAACCUCGACGUGCUGAGGCUAAGAAGCGGCUCUCUGCCGUUAUUUCGCCCCCGAGCGAGCAGCAAGCUGUGACUACACCUGCUGCAGAUGCCACACUCCCUGCGUUCCCGUCACCUGGAUUCGCAUCACCUGGAUUCGCAUCACCUGGAUUCGCAUCACCUGGAUUCGCAGCAACAUCACAGUCAUUCCAGUCACCCACUACCGCGAUGGACGCGCCAAAGGCUUUUACUGGUUUUCAGGUGCCAACGCCAUUCAAAGCGCCGCAGAACACUCCACCAGCGUUUGGUUUUGCGGAGACUCUUUCUCAGCAACGAUAUGAAGAGAAGGACUAUGAAGAAGCAUUCAAGGAUGGAAAUGCUCAAGACGAGCAAGAGCAUUAUGAGGGAGAAGAAGAAGAAGAAGAAGAAGAAGAAGAAGAAGACGAAGAGGUAGAGGAAGAAGAGGGAGAAGAAGAAGAAGAGCAGGCUAGAUCUAAUGAACGUUACACACAUUAUGUACAUGAUGGUCAGGAAUAUGAACUCGAGGAGGGUUCAGAACCAGAAACAUGGGAUCUGAGACUGACCAGCGGGAUUAUGACCGGGAUGAUGAUCAAGAAGAAGAAGAACAAGAGGAGGCCUCGAAAGAACAGGAGAAGGAUGAGCAGAGGCAGGAGGAAGCAAAGAGUGUUCAGGUGCAGCAAAGCAUUCAGCUGCCAAGUAAGGCAGAAACAAAUCCAGAAACUGAGAAAAAGGCAUGGUCAGCGCCAGGGUUCCAAUUCCCAGCAGUUGCCUCUCCCACGUCAGGAACAAGAACCUCGUCUGAUGCUGGAUAUUCGUUCUUUACUACAAAUACAAAACAGCCCAAGGAUACGACUCAGGCAGCCAAAGCCCAGCCUGCCUUUGGUACCGUAUCUGGCAAUAAUACGUUUGGUUCUCAAACGGCAUUCAGCUUUGGUAAAGCUCUUGAGGCGACACCCACUUCCUCUGUUGCAACUACACCUAAAGAAGCCGUCUCAUCAAAUGGGCAAAGUCAGCCUAGUAUCCCCUUUGCUAAAGUAGAAACUCCUGUUAAAGCUCCAGUUGUGACAACAACCUCUACACUACGUGAACAGCCGGUUGCGGAUAGUGACGAUGAGCAGAAUAAUGAAGGAGAAGAAAAGGAAGAAGAAGAGGAUGCCUAUUCUGAGGCUGAAAUCGACAAGAAAGCAUACCGUGGUGAUGUCGCCUCAGAAAGGGAACAGGAUCAAGGCAAAGGGGAGGAGGACGAAGCAGAUG